AUGGCGACGAAGAACUCUCUUAAUAACAGAACCAAGGAGUCUAACCCUGAAAAAUCAAGCUUUUUCUCAGAUUGCUAUAUGUUCUCAAAACAGAUAGUAAACACAAAACUCACACCUUUUUCAUGUUCUGAAUGUGAAAAAUGUUUUAGCCGUAAAGAUACUCUUAUUAUACAUCAGAGAACUCACACAGGAGAGAAGCCAUUCUCAUGUUCUGAAUGUGGAAAAUGCUUUGUCACUAAUGCAAGGCUUGUUCGUCAUCAGAGAACUCACACAGAAGACAAACCAUUUUCAUGUUCUGAAUGUGAAAAAUGUUUUAGCCGUAAAGAUAUUCUUAUUAUACAUCAGAGAACUCACACAGGAGAGAAACCAUUUUCAUGUUCUGAAUGUGGAAAAUGUUUUGUCACUAAUACAAGGCUUGUUCUUCAUCAGAGAACUCACACAGAAGAGAAACCAUUUUCAUGUUAUGAAUGUGGAAAAUGUUUUAGUAGUAAAGAAACUCUUGUUAAACAUCAGAGAACUCACACAGGAGAGAAACCAUUUGCUUGUUCUGAAUGUGGAAAAUUGUUAGGUAGUAAAGCAACUCUUGUUAUACAUCAGAGAACUCACACAGGAGAGAAACCGUUUGCAUGUUCUGAAUGUGAAAAAUGUUUUAUAUGUAAACAAACUCUUGAUAGACAUGUUAAAACUCACACAGGAGAGAAACCGUUCUCAUGUUCUGAAUGUGAAAAAUGUUUUGUCAAUAAAACAAAGCUUGUCCUUCAUCAGAGAAUGCACACAGGAGAGAAACCGUUCUCAUGUUCUGAAUGUGGAAAAUGUUUUAGGCAGUGUUCACAACUUGUUGGACAUCAGAAAACUCACACAGAAGAGAAACCGUUCUCAUGUUCUGAAUGUGUAAAAUGUUUUGUCAAUAAAUCAGAGCUUGUUUGUCAUCAGAGAACUCACACAGGAGAGAAACCUUUCUCAUGUUCUGAGUGUGCAAAAUGUUAUAGGUGGUACUCACAUCUUGUUGAACAUCGGCGAACUCACACAGGAGAGAAACCUUUCUCAUGUUCUGAAUGUGGAAAAAGUUUUAGGGAUCACUCAAGUCUUGUUAGACAUCAGAGAACUCACACAGGAGAGAUCUCAUGUUCAGAAUGUGGAAAAUGUUUUGUCACUAAAGCAAAUCUUGUUUGUCAUCAAAGAAAUCACACAGAAGAGAAACCGUUCUCAUAUUCAGAAUGUUAA
This is a messenger RNA of Pelobates cultripes (western spadefoot toad), 1224 nucleotides long. NCBI's taxonomy places the organism in Eukaryota, Metazoa, Chordata, Amphibia, Anura, Pelobatidae. The record is from the annotation of a GenBank genome assembly.